ACCGAAAACCCCAAACAGAUGGAAGAGAGUGAGAGAAGCAAAGGUGGAUAGGGAAGGGAUAGCCAUGGCGGCGGCGGCGGCGGCGGGUGGGCUGGUGCUGCUGGACUUCUGGGUGAGCCCGUUCGGGCAGCGCUGCCGCAUCGCGCUGGCGGAGAAGAAGCUGCCGUACGAGUACUCGGAGCAGGAGCUGCUCGGCGCCAAGAGCGAACUCCUCCUCCGCUCCAACCCCGUCCACAAGAAGAUCCCCGUCCUCCUCCACGGCGGCGCCGCCGUCUGCGAGUCGCUCGUCAUCCUCGAGUACCUCGACGACGCCUUCCCGGACACCCCGCGCCUCCUCCCCGCCGGCGACCCCUACGCGCGCGCGUGGGCCAGGUUCUGGGGCGACUACGUGGACACGAAGGUGUACCCCGUCGGGACGCGGCUGUGGAAGCUCGGGCGCGCGGGCGAGAAGGCGGAGGCCCGCGCCGAGCUGGUGGAGGCGCUCCGGACGCUGGACGGCGAGCUCGGGGAGAGGCGGUUCUUCGGCGGCGGGGACGCGUUCGGGUUCGUGGACGUGGCGCUGGUGCCGCUGAUGCCGUGGGUGCAGGCCUUCGCCAGGUACGGCGAGUUCAGCGUGGAGGAGGAGUGCCCGCGGGUGGCGGCGUGGGCGCGGCGGUGCAUGGAGCGGGACAGCGUCGCCAAGAGCCUCCGCUCGCCGGAGGAGGUCUACGACUUCAUCGGCCUCCUCAGGAACUACUAUGGCGUCCGCGACUAGAUCGACACUGCACGUACGUGCCUCAGCUCGUCUCAUCGUCAUGGCACUGUGAACAGAUUUGUAGCUCCUACCUUUUCUCAACCCCUCCAGCCCCUUGCGCUUGUAUUUAAUAGAAGAAUAGAAUAUCAAACGUUUGAUCAAUAGUAAAAAUCUCAUGCUCGCUCUCCCCUCUGGACUCCAUACAUUGCGUGUAUAUUUAGUAGAAGAAAAAAAAUCAAACGUUUGAUAAAUAGCAAAAGUGAACCAGAUAUAUAAGAUAUUUUGAAAUGAAGGGAUCACGCAACAGUGAAUUGUACUGCGAGAGUACAUUUAGAAAAGGUCUGUUUGGUUCUAUCGCUCUCUUCUAAUAGUAUAUGUUUGGUGUUUUCUG
Messenger RNA from Oryza brachyantha (malo sina), 1124 nucleotides. Its product is annotated as probable glutathione S-transferase GSTU1. Bases 65 to 754 code for a protein of 229 amino acids. NCBI's taxonomy places the organism in Eukaryota, Viridiplantae, Streptophyta, Magnoliopsida, Poales, Poaceae. Gene Ontology annotation, cellular component: cytoplasm. Gene Ontology annotation, biological process: glutathione metabolic process. The record is from RefSeq and is a predicted model, not a curated record. Gene Ontology annotation, molecular function: glutathione transferase activity. The transcript has a single exon.